Molecule: messenger RNA, 3208 nt
Organism: Petromyzon marinus (sea lamprey)
Lineage: Eukaryota; Metazoa; Chordata; Hyperoartia; Petromyzontiformes; Petromyzontidae
Molecular function (GO): protein binding
Source: RefSeq, a predicted model, not a curated record
CUUUCUCAUCAUUAUCACGGUGACUAUGAGAUGUUAACUACCACGCCUGGUACGCAGAAGGUCCUGGGUUUGCUCCCAAUCCUGACGAUGCCUGCUGCUGCACAUUUGGAGUUUGCGUCGCUCCCGCAUCACCGCACGUCACUCCAGGGUCACCGCGCGUUGCCUCGCGUCGCCGUGCAUCCUAGACCGCUCCGAUCUGUAUGUACGUGUACGCGAGCAGUUCUGCUGCAUCCACAGAUGCUGCCAAAACGUACAACCAACGUGGUGGUGGUGUUGUUUUGCAGCCGAGGACACCGAGAGCAGUUGCACCAUCAUGCAGGACACUCGCUGUCACUGUAAAGACGGCUUCCAGAGGGCUGCCCCAUCGGACCCUUGCAUGGAAGCGGAGGAAAAAGCAGAGGUUGCUGGAGCUAUCGUCGUGGCUGUAAUCGGUGCUGCCAUUUUCCUUGUGGCGACGCUGGACCUCCUUCUCUACUGUCAUAAACGCUUCCCCUGGGGAAGAAAUCCUGUUACAAGUGAGAACAUAGCUUUGAAUAAUGAAGAGCGUUUGAAUGGGUUGAGAAAUAAUUCAGUGUGCAGUAAUAUCUCCAGUCAUAAUGAAAUGAAUAGCACAGAGGAUUUCAUCGGCAAAAUGAUCGCGCAAGGCAGAGAAGGCAACUGGAGGGACGUCGAGAGGGAGUUGCCAGAGUUGCGAGAGUGGAUCGGCAAAACUCCCUCCCUUUUCCUGCACGAGCUGAAGAGGAGGAAUGUGGUUAAAGAAGAGGAGUACUGGAGGGCGUUUACAAUUCCCGACGCCGCCAAGCGCGUGGACUCAAUCCUGUUGCCCGUCAUGAUACGAGGGGAAGGCAAACGCCGAGAGCUGCUGGAGACACUCGAACAACAGCGGAGCAGGGAACGGCAUUUCCCGGACAUGCUGAAGAAGAGCCUUUUGUGCUCGCCCACUCUGAACCCCAACUCGGCACAUCGACAGCUGCAAAUGUCUGCUGAUCUCAGCACAGUGACGUGGAAAAAGGAAGAGCAGCCUUACUCUGAUCACGGAGAAAGGUUUAAGCAGUGGGAAAUAGUUCUCUGCUUCGAGAACUUCUCGUCAGGAGACCACUACUGGGAAGUGGACGUGAGAGCCUCUAGAAACUGUUCUAUAGGCGUCGCACGUGGGUCGAUUCCUAGGAAUCGUCAAGAAAAGUCUGGCAGGUUGGGCUGGAAUGAGCAGUCUUGGGCGUUCAUUCAAUGGGAUUCGAAUUACUCUGCAAGACAUGGCGACCGAUGCAUUAAUUAUCCGGAGAUUAAACAUUUGCAGAGAGUCGGCGUUCGCUUGGACUUUAACACAGGAAAACUUGCGUUUUACAACGCCAUCACCAUGGAGCUGUUGCACUCAUUCGACGACAUUCCAAGUGAGCCGCUCUGUCCAGCUAUGCAGGUGAACUCGGGCUCAGUCGCUAUUUACGAAGCUCAAUCAUUGAAGAACCUGAAUGUGGAUGAGAGCAGAGAAGAUAUUCGGAUUUGUGAUCACUUUGCAAACAGUGGAGAUCAUCGCACAAACAACACCGAUGCAAAGACGGGUGACAGCGAAGAUGAAUUGCUCAGAACGACGACGGAGGAACCUCUGGUGGCACGAGAGUUGAUCGGUAGGAUCCCUGCACUGCUACAUCGCGAGUUGCUCGUCCAGGGUCUCAUCACACAAUCCGAGCUCUCAGAAGUCUAUUCCAUACCCAGCGCAUCAGCACGAGCUGACUUCAUCAUAAGCCGUCUCGUUUGCAAGAAGAAAAAGAAGCCGCAACUCCAAAAGAUUCUGUGUGAAUAUCGUGAAAAGCAAGAGGCAUUCCUGAAAAUGCGGAGAGAAUCGAGCACUUGCUCACCGACUCUGAACCCAAACACUGCACAUCGGAACCUCCAGAUUUCUGCCGACUUUAAAACCGUCAGGACUUCCACACACACCCAACCUUACCCUUACAACUCAGAUCGGUUCGACCACUACCAAGUAGUUAUUUGCUCUGAGAAAUUCGUGUUCGGUCGCCACUACUGGGAGGUGGACGUGAGAGGUUGUGAGAAAUUCGUCAUCGGUGUCACGUAUGACUCAAUACCACGGAAAGGUUAUGACAAAGCCUGUAAAAUUGGGUUCAAUGAAGUUUCGUGGAGCCUUAAGAAAUGGGGUAACGCCUACAAGGCGGUACAUAAUGAGACAGAAACAAAACUGACGGUGCGAGAUGCUCCCAAAAGAGUCGGGGUUCACCUGGACUGGGAGGCGGGCGUCUUGUCAUUCUACAGCGCCGACUCCAUGUCGCUGCUGCAUCGAUUUCAAGGAAAAUUUGAUCGAGAGCUGUACCCUGCAAUGGCCGUGCUGCGUAGAAGUCUCUCAAUAUGGCCGUUGAUGUACGCAGAUGCUCGUUGUUAGAGAUGAGAGGCUCCUAUUUGAGCAGUCACCCAUGCGACCCCUGUAUGUAUGUAGAGUAGCUCCCUGGCCAACCGCGAGGGUUCAGGUUCCUGAAAACCCUCGCGUUUGAUAAAGUUACAGGGGCCUAUGGGUUGUAGGGGUUAGGGAAACCGCGCGUGUGGCUAGUCUCGUCAUAGCUUAACUAAGUUGCCUAUUUAUUUCCUAAACUAUGUUACGUAAUAAAAAAAUAUAAACACGAUAUUAACUUUACAUACCUUUAAAUAUUCACAAUGAUUAUAAUUAGGAAGUAUUAACGACGAUGAUGAUGACGAUGACAAUGAGAUGAUGGGGAAGGGCUGGUUAGAAGGAGGGGCUCAGCCCAGCCAUGGCCCCUUCAGACCACAGACGCAACUCCCUCUCAUUCUCGCCACUCGCUGCAUGCUUGGGUCCAUGAUUAAGGGCAAAAUGAAUGUGCACCAUGGAGUAAUGUACAACAAAACAGACGGCCAGCUGAUCAGCUGAGCAGCGCCAUGGCCCCGUGGAAUUUGUAUUACAUUUCGCGGUUCGCAAAGCAUACAAAACAUCUGCAUUGAUGUCAGGUGUUUACGUAUUUUUAUGUUAAUGUGUUCAUAUAGUCGAUGGUACUGCUAUGUUAAGACGCUGUGUAAAAUGUAUUUUUCAUGCUUAUGAAUCAAUGUUAUGCUAAUGUACGAUUUUAUAAUUUCUGCGAUUCAGUGUAUAUACGGUAUUCCGAUGUCCUAUUUCAUCUUUAACUUGAUUCUGUGAGAGUCAUAUUUUGUAUUAAACUCCAUACAGUGAUUGCAUACAAAACCAUUG